Xylaria bambusicola is the source of this 2532-nucleotide messenger RNA. RefSeq lists its product as uncharacterized. Gene Ontology annotation, cellular component: nucleus; Z disc. Lineage: Eukaryota; Fungi; Ascomycota; Sordariomycetes; Xylariales; Xylariaceae. The record is from RefSeq and is a predicted model, not a curated record. Gene Ontology annotation, molecular function: transcription coregulator activity. The transcript has 2 exons. The coding region runs from base 1 to 2532 and encodes 843 amino acids.
AUGCUGCACCGCGGCAAGCCCAAAGACUCGUCCUCCUCGAAGAGGAAGGUUACGCCACCUUCACCUACCUAUAUGAACAAUGAGCAAUUUGCUGCUUACCUAGCCGGCCUGCGCGAGAACCGUGUGAAUCGUCCUGGCGGAGCUCGACCCCUACCUCCUUCGACAAGGUCAAGACCCAGCACCGUUGAGCAAUUCACUACUCCUGGUCGACCAUCGAUUGCGGGUGACUCUAUCCGAUCCGAGAUACCCCAAGGCCAUCAGAGAACAGACUCCGACGGCUCCAGGCCGCGAGGUAGCCGCCCAAAUAUUGCUGGUAGCGUGAUAUCACGCUACUCUAUGAGCACUGUUACCUCUGGCAAAGACUACUUUCCGGAUAAGCCCGCGACUCCUCCUCUACGACCGUCGGAAGUCGUUCCCAGCGCUACAUACAUCGAACGUGGCCAGAGAUGGAUGGAGAAGGAGGAAGCCUUCUCACUUCAUCAAGCUAUGGAGGCCAUCGAUGUGAAGGACGACCAGGAGGAAGAGAAGGAACAAGAUGACGAGACACGUCUAUAUAACGCCGCCUUGGAUGAAGCCGCUGAGCUAGUUUACCGUCACGAACAUGGCAUUAAAGAACGUGCGCCUGACGCACCGUAUCGAUAUAAACCCCAUAUGCGGAAGAACAGCUAUGCGCAUGCCCGGACAGCUUCUGUUGGGCGUUACGGUGAUGAUAUUGGCCGAACGGGGCUCGCCCGAGAUUCUGUGCGUUCAUACUCUGGGAGCUCCUCCGGGAGUGACAGAGACUCAUCUCCUGGUAGUAACCGUGGGAGUCUAGAUCAGCAGCGUGAUAUUAGCGCGGGUCCUGCAAAUCCAAGGCCUCGUGUAAGCUCUGGGAGUCGUCGUCGAAGUAGUAUGAGGCGCAAUAUCAGCGGUGAGAUAGAGAAGCCUUUCUCUGGAGACCAGAUAUGGGAGGAACCGGAAGGAACAGCCGCUGAAGAGACAACCAGAAGACAACCUCAACUACCUGGUCAUUCGCAGCCGCUGGGCGUCAAGACAAGAAACCCCCCAAACAGCAAAGUCCAAUUCUCUCUCGCUUCUUCGGAUGACCCUAACUCGAACCCCAUCACCACUCCUUCGAAACCCUUCUCGCGGACUGAGAUUCACAAGAAUCCCCCUUCACAGUCACGAAACGCCAACUACAUGAGAAAUGAACUCUCUGAAUCUCCUCGGGCCUCUCAAGAUGUGCCGAGGAAAAACGGAGUUGAGAUACGCAGUGACGAUAUCCGUCAAGCGACCAGCAUGCGGCUCAGCGACCGUAGUUCCAAACUCCCCACUCCGUCUGCGGUCAGCGAUAGCCCCGGACGUCCAAUCGUAAGCUUUGACAAAAACUGGAAAGCCCCGGAAGAGGCGGCUACUGAUCCCAAGCCAGACGAGUUCCGCCGAGUCCCUUACGCAAAAGAGCAUCAAUCGGGACCGCAAGGUCCGCAGCCGCCUGUACCUUCUAUCGUUUGUACGCCGGAUAUUCCGACCUCGGCGCCGCGAAACGCGAAUCCAUUCCGUCGUCCAGCGCCCAUCCCAAGUAUUCAGGUAGAUUCGGAUGACAAGCCUCGGAUUCCGACUAUUGCUGUUUCAGAUGAUCAUGACCAUCGUCCCGUACCCAUGAUCGUCCUGCCGGAUACUGAGGACAAUAGCCACGACAGCAAUAAUACCCCAAACAUCCCAGUCAUCGUCACACCUGAUGAUGAUGUGCCUUCAAAGUCAUCUGCUAGGCCUUUACCAGACCCAAAAUCAGCAUCAUCACGUACUCGUAAUCCUCCAGUCGGAGGUGGCCGUCCCCGAGGUCAUUGGUCCCCGGCCCCAGGAGCCAAGAGCCGCAGCACAGCAACCUGCCAUGAGUGCGGGUAUCCCAUCGAGGGCCGCUUCGUAGCGCUGAGCGGGAGCUCAGAGCGCUUCCACCCGCAAUGCUUCCGGUGCUAUACGUGCGGCACGAGCCUAGAAGCUCUCGAGAUCAGUCAUGAACCAGAUCACCUGUACGCCGCGCGUCUCGACCGCAUCCGCCGGCGCGCAGCGGGGGAAAUCCUCGAGGAGAAACCCGGACAGACGAUGGCCGAGGACGGCGACGAGCGCAUGCGCUUCUUCUGCCACCUCGACUGGCACGAGCACUUCGCGCCGCAAUGCAAGCACUGCAAGACGCCUAUCCUAGGCGACCACGUCGUCGCUCUCGGCGAGCACUGGCACUUCGGGCACUUCUUCUGCGCGGAAUGCGGCGACCCCUUCGAGCAAGGGAUGACGCAUAUCGAGAAGGACGGAUACGCGUGGUGCGUAGCCUGUCAGACGAAGCGCACGGAGCGGCGCGCGCCCAAGUGCAGACGGUGCAAGAAGGCCGUCAUCGGACAGUAUGUGCGCGCCCUGGGCGCCGAGUGGCAUGAUGAGUGCUUCCGGUGCGCGAACUGUGGUGGGGGAUUCGAUGACGGACAAAUCUUCCCUGUUGGCGAGGGCGAGAGGGCGAGGGUGCUGUGUACGGCGUGUCGCGCCCAGGAGCUGAAGAUGUGA